AAAAGCUAAGGUAUAAAUGCUUUUACAAUAAUGAGAGAUUUGGUACGAAUUCGUGAUUUUUAUUUAUUUGAAUAUAAUUACAUUUUGUGUGUUGAUUACAAAAUAUGGAAACAAUGGUUUAAUCGACAGCCAAUCUUCAUUUCUUCUCUUUGAAGCCCGCGAAAUGAAUCAAUAAUCUCUCUCUGUCACACACACCAACACACGCCGAGAUACGAAAUUUCUCAUUCCAAUCGGCCAAUAGGUGGUAAUGGGCCAAUCACAGAGUGCUGCAGCUGCUGAGGAUCAAAGAAGCCCAACCACAGCUUCCCCAUCAACAGAGAAUUCAGCACAGCCUUCACUCGGUUCUUUAAUUGCUGAAGCUGCUGCAUACGGUGACGAGGACAGCAGCCAAUCUCUCGAAGCUAAAGCACAAAAAGCAUUAGAGUGCCCUUGCAUUGCUCACCUGCGAAGUGGGCCAUGUGGUGGCCAAUUUUCCGAUGCUUUCGUUUGUUUUCUCAAGAGCACAGCUGAAGAGAAAGGGUCCGACUGCGUGCAUCCUUUCGUAGCUCUACAGAACUGCAUAAAAGCAAACCCUGAUGCGUUUUCUAAAGACGUUUUGGAGGAUGGGGAAGAGGUCGAGAAAGAGGAAAAACCAACCCCCAAGUACAGAGUCCGGCCCCCCCUUUGGUCCGGAAAGUCGAAAACUCCAACUCAAUAACUUUAGGGAAAAUGAAUAGGUGAGUUUUUCCCUCCAUCUUUAGCACUAAAAAUAAGUUGUUUUAGGCAAGCAAGAUAUUCUUGAGACCCUUUGUUAUGCAGCAAAUCAAGGUUAGGGACACUGCCAAUAUAUCUAAUUCAUGAGGUCUUUUGUAGGACAAGUGCAAUUAUCUUAGUUUGUUUUAUUUGAAUAUUUCUUGAAGUUUCUAAUAUUAUACGUACUUUAGUUUGAUUUA
Molecule: messenger RNA, 932 nt
Organism: Salvia miltiorrhiza (redroot sage)
Lineage: Eukaryota; Viridiplantae; Streptophyta; Magnoliopsida; Lamiales; Lamiaceae
Product: mitochondrial intermembrane space import and assembly protein 40 homolog
Exons: 2
Coding region: 248-697 (149 amino acids)
Biological process (GO): protein import into mitochondrial intermembrane space
Cellular component (GO): mitochondrial intermembrane space
Molecular function (GO): protein-disulfide reductase activity
Source: RefSeq, a predicted model, not a curated record